UCAACUCGAAAUCUCUACGUCAGUUUCUUGUACUCGAUCAUGGAUAUCAAAACCUUGCUUGACAAUCUUCACGAUGAAGUAUCCUGUUCUGUGUGUAGGACUUCAUUUACUGAACCAAAGAUUCUGCCAUGUUUGCACAAACGUUAACAGGGUAUCAGGAACGAGUGGCCGUUAUGAUGCAUUUCUCUGUCCUGAAUGCCGAAGAGAAGUUCAAGUCCUCAGCAGUGGAAACCUCAAGGAUCUACCAUGUGCUGGCCUUCAAAGAAUGCCAUACUACUGGAACGAAAUGUGGAAACUGCGACAAAAGUAGCAGAAACAGUUCGUACUGUUUUCAGUGUUGUGCGUUCUGGUGUGACGAGUGCAUCCGUUGCGCAUAACUUGAUCAAAGCGAAUAAAGAGCAUUGAAUUCUUGCUCUGAAGGAUUUUAAAGAUCAAGACAUCGAGAAUGUAUUGAAGCGGCCAGCAUUUUGCCAACGGAAGCAUCACAAAAAAGAAGAACUCAAGUUCUUUAGCAAAACCUGUGAUGUUCUCAUUUUUAAUUCUUGUGCUGCAACCAUCCAUGAUGGUCACGCAAAGAUUCUUUUAGAACUGAAGAAGCAGCGAGUGAACGCAAGUUACAAGUCAAGUCUUUGAUCGAGUCGCAAAAGGAGAAAACUGAACAGAAGAAGAAGGAAAUCGUCGCAAUUGAAAGACUUUGUAACCAUACUGAAGUGCGAGCCGAUGCAGUGAAACGAGAUAUCCACAAUUUUACUGAAAACAGUGAUCGCAGCCAUUGAAGCAAAAACGAAGGAAAUGUUAAACAAGGUAGAACUACAACAAAAAGAGUCCCUUGAAUGUGUGCGAACUCAACAAUGCAAGGUAAAGUGUCAAGUCAAACUGCUGGAAACAGCUGUCGAAAAAACUGAAACAGUAUUCAAACAUAGUACAAACGCCGAGAUUACACAGUUGGAUAAGUCACUGAACACGGUCUUACCGGAAUCGAAGAAGGCAGCGAUGAUGGAAAACAAGCCGUAUCUGACCUUGAAGGUCUUCGUCAAUUCCCUUUCACAGAAAACAAAACAUUCUGACAGCAUCGGCUCAUUUGUAGCCUUUGAGACUGAAACUCUCGCUCAUUAGUCAACUGCCGAACGAAAAGGAAUCACUGAAGCGAUUGUUGGACUUCAAUCAAACUUUUUUGCUAACAACAUGAAAUGCAGAGGGAGAACAAUGCCUGACUGUGUAAUGGUGGAAAUCAAAACUCAGCAAGGCCUUGAUCAUGACUAUGCCACAGAAGUGCGAGUCCAACAUAACAAAGAUGGUAGCUACAAAAUCAGAUAUUUCCUCAAAGAUACAGGAAAAUGCCAAAUAUCCGUGAAAGCAAAUGAAGAACACAUUGGUGGCAGUCCAUUUACUGUUGAGACGAAACCCAGACAGUUUAGACCCUUGUUAUCUUUUGGAAAAGGAGGUUCGUCAGUUGGAAUGUUUCGCUGUCCAUAUGGAGUGGCAGUGAAUGACCGAGAUGAAAUUGCAGUGACUGACCCUAAUAAUCACAGGGUUCAGGUAUUCAGUAGUGAUGGAACUUACUUAAGAUCUUUUGGUAAGGAGGGUGAUGAACAGGGCCGAGAGUUUCAUUGCCCUGCUGACAUAGCACAUGAUAAGAAGAAGAACAUAAUUAUGGUGGACACCGACAACCACCGCGUUCAAUUUUUCAAUUAUCAAGGCAGGACACCUGAGGGUCUGUGACAAAAACAAUCCCAGAGUUCAGGUAUUUGAGCUGAGUGGUAAAUUUGCAAGAAAGUUCGGAAAAAAAGGGAGAGGGUCUGGAGAGUUUAUGUGGCCAAGAGCGAUAGCAGUUCAUAGUGAUGGUAGGUUAGUUUUGGUUGAUUGGUUGAUCCAUCGCAUUCAAAUAUACGGAUAAAUGUUGAUAAAUACAA
Messenger RNA from Stylophora pistillata, 1913 nucleotides. RefSeq names its product E3 ubiquitin-protein ligase TRIM71-like. NCBI's taxonomy places the organism in Eukaryota, Metazoa, Cnidaria, Anthozoa, Scleractinia, Pocilloporidae. Gene Ontology annotation, molecular function: protein binding; ubiquitin protein ligase activity. The record is from RefSeq and is a predicted model, not a curated record. Gene Ontology annotation, biological process: protein polyubiquitination; proteasome-mediated ubiquitin-dependent protein catabolic process.